Lucilia cuprina (Australian sheep blowfly) is the source of this 2184-nucleotide messenger RNA. It is a transcript of the gene AIF, whose product is annotated as putative apoptosis-inducing factor 1, mitochondrial. Gene Ontology annotation, molecular function: NAD(P)H oxidase H2O2-forming activity; protein dimerization activity; FAD binding. NCBI's taxonomy places the organism in Eukaryota, Metazoa, Arthropoda, Insecta, Diptera, Calliphoridae. Gene Ontology annotation, cellular component: mitochondrion; cytoplasm. The record is from RefSeq and is a predicted model, not a curated record. Gene Ontology annotation, biological process: apoptotic process; mitochondrial respiratory chain complex assembly. The transcript has 6 exons. Bases 125 to 2029 code for a protein of 634 amino acids.
AAACAUCUGACAUUCAAAGUAAAAUGCAAGACAGAAACUCUUGGAAAAUAUUGUCAUAAUAAAAAGACUGCUAUUUAUUUAUUAUUAACAAUUUUUUUUGUAACAAAAACACAAUUUAUAUAAAAUGAGCAUUUGUAGUGUUAGAGGAAUAAAUUUGCAGUUUUGCCGACGAGCAUUUCUAUUAGCUAAUCGUAGGCUAACGCCGGCAACUUUUCCAGAGGAUACAGUUUUAAAACGUAGUGUACACAACAAUUCACCUAAAAAGGAAGAAUGUCGUCCUAAGAUUUCCUAUAACAGUGAAGUAUUGCGUGCUGCCAAUUGUAAUGUAAGUAGCAAAAAUUUGGAUAAACUAAAAGGAACUACAAGUAGUAGUGGAGAUAAGGCCACAGCUUAUGAUCAAACAACAAACAAAGGUAGUGGUGAAUGUGGUGAUGGUGGAAAAACAAAACUCUUAAUAGCUUUAGCAGCUGCUUUAGGCAUAGGUGGUGUUGUUUAUUAUCUUAGUAGAGGCGAUGAAAAACCUAAAGCUAAGAAAGAGGAGCCACAACCUAUACCACAAACAAAUCCAACUAGUUCUCAAGAUUUACCAAAGCAUGUGCCAUAUUUGCUAAUUGGUGGUGGAACUGCUGCCUUUUCAGCAUUCCGUGCUAUAAAAUCAAAUGAUGCCAGAGCUAAAGUAUUAAUGGUUACAGACGAAAAACGCAAACCUUAUAUGCGACCUCCUCUAUCAAAGGAAUUGUGGUAUUCCGCCCAAGAAACACCGCUUUCAGAAGACUACAGAUUUAAACAAUGGACCGGUGCAGAACGUAGUUUAUACUUUGAGCCAGAAGAAUUUUUCAUACAUCCCUCCAAGUUAAAUGAAAGCGAAAAAGGUGGUAUUGCUGUGGCACAUGGUUUUAGAGUCAAGAAAAUUGAUCCCGUUAAGAAAACUGCCACUUUGACGGAUGGCUAUGAAAUUGGUUAUGAUGAAUGUUUAAUUGCCACCGGUUGUAGUCCUAAAAUGCUGCCUGUCUUUGCCAGUGCUCCUCCUAGUGUAAAGGAUAAAAUCAUGGUGUAUCGUACUCCAGAUGAUUUCGAACGUCUUAAGAGUUAUGUGGAUGCUAAAAAGAAAGUAACUAUUAUAGGUAAUGGUUUCUUGGGUAGCGAAUUGGCCUGUACAUUGGCAAACUAUUCAAAGAGUAAUGGUGGACAAAUAUAUCAAGUAUUUCCCGAAAAUGGUAAUAUGUCAAAGGUAUUGCCAGAUUAUCUAAGCAAAUGGACAAUGAAGAAAAUGGAAUCACAAGGUGUGUGCGUAAUACCAAAUGCUAGUGUGAAAAGUGUAGCAAGGGAUGAUUCCUCAUUAAAACUAAACUUAAGUACAGGUGAAACAAUUCUGUCGGAUGUGGUGGUUGUUUGCGUGGGUUGUGAAGCCAACACUGAUUUGGCCAGUCUCUCGGGCUUAGAAGUGGAUAAAAAUCUGGGUGGCUUUGUGGUUAAUGCUGAAUUGGAAGCACGUCGUAAUCUAUUUGUAGCUGGUGAUGCUUCCUGCUUUUAUGAUCCUCUACUAGGUAGAAGACGUGUUGAACAUCAUGAUCAUUCCGUGGUUUCUGGCCGUUUAGCUGGCGAGAAUAUGGUUGGCAAAAAGAAACCAUAUAAUCAUCAAAGUAUGUUUUGGUCGGAUUUGGGACCAGAGAUCGGCUAUGAAGGCAUUGGCUUAGUAGAUUCAUCACUGCCUACCGUAGGAGUUUUCUCGCUACCUUCCAAAACUACUGACAGGUCUGACAAUCUUGCCGAAAACCAAAGUGAAGAAACCGAGAAGAAAAAGGAACUAACAAAAGCAACUACCAACAACGAUAUUCCAACAGCCGAUGCUGAGGCAACACCAAAUUAUGGCCGAGGUGUUGUUUUCUAUUUGAGAGAUGAAAAAAUCGUUGGUAUUUUGCUGUGGAACAUAUUCAAUCGCGUAGGACUGGCACGUACUAUAAUAAAUCAGAACAAAAAAUACGAUGAUCUAAACGAAGUCGCUAAACUAUUUGAAAUUCAUUCGUAGAUAAAAAAUACGUAAUUUUAAUUUAACUCUAAUUUGAUUAGGUAAAAAUGUUUAUUUUUAUUGUUAUUUAAAUGUCUAAUUUGCAAAAACAAAAAAGAAAAUCAAAUUGUACCUUUGAUUUUAAAACAAAUACACUAACACAACACAUACCUUAA